Alosa sapidissima (American shad) is the source of this 5790-nucleotide messenger RNA. RefSeq names its product methyl-CpG binding domain protein 1a (gene mbd1a). The transcript is spliced from 20 exons. The record is from RefSeq and is a predicted model, not a curated record. Gene Ontology annotation, molecular function: zinc ion binding; DNA binding. Lineage: Eukaryota; Metazoa; Chordata; Actinopteri; Clupeiformes; Clupeidae. The coding region runs from base 1640 to 4147 and encodes 835 amino acids.
UGCAGUGUAUUAAGAAAUUAUAAGAAGUUGAUCUACAUCAGAACUACACCUGGGAGACAAGUUACUUAGAAAAAGUAGUAAUAUGAAAUUGAAUGUGAAAAUGAAAUCGACUGUAAAUGAGAUGUGAUUCCAUAACUCAAAAAAGUCAUAUGCCAGCAAAAAACAUCAGACAACAACAUAAGUGGCUAGGCCUACUUGUUUACAGGCCAUUAACCAAUCAAAUGAAAUGCUCCACAAAAUUCAAGAAAUGUCUGUUUAGGUUAUAUACCAUACAAUGUCUAUCAGUCAGACACUUUCCGAUGAGAUGAAAGUGGCCACAAAUGUAUCUUGGACAGGCCUACUGUUCCAAUAGUUUAUCCCAAUUGUCAUUAGCAAUUUGUCACACCAUUAUGUUUUAAGUUUGUAUUUUGAAGUGAUCAUGAAUGGGCCCAGGCCAGUUGUAGUCUACUUGCAGAAAUGGGUUAGGGGUUUUAAAUUGAUUAUAGACUAGGCUAGGUGUUGAUAUUUGGUGUUGGAAUGUUGGUGUUUUGCUCUCGACUUAUCUGCUACCCAAUCAAGCCGUGUUUUAGUCUACUAGAAUAGGCCUAGUAGAGUAGGCUAAUUCGUGAUUUAUAUCAGCAAUAGACUUUUAUAUUUGGCAAAAUAUUGUUAAUUGGCCAAGCCCCCCCGGCGACAGCCCUCUGCCUUUGCAAUGAAGUCGUUGAACAAAGCCUUAUCUCAUUUAACUCUAAAUAACUAACCAGUUUGGUUAGACUACAUGGGCCAUGGUGUUGGUGUAUAUAAUAGGUUAAACAAAUCAGACCUGAAUCAGAAUAGGUCAAACAAAUCUAGACUUCAAAGAGUUUGGAAGUUCGAGACAGUAUUUCUUUGUUUCAAACAAUGUUCGUAGACGACAAUUCGUUUUGCUUUGACUUAAUGUGGUUGGGGUAACUAUUCUGUAUUGUUCUAGCAAACUGAAACUGUAUUUCACAGUUUGCACAAAUAUUAUUGAUUACUAACACCCUCUCUGGUUUACAUCUAUCGGAUCGGUAAGAUUUUACUUUGAAUUGUAGACUUUUCGCUAGCGAGUAGCGGCGAAUUUCGUGAGUAGCGCUUCAAGCCACGCUAUCACGCCUAUUGCACAUGCUCAGUGUUUCGCGCUGCAGGACCGAUAGACCAAAGACGGGGGUUCUCGAGGCGACGUUGUACCUCAAACCCAGCUCGGAUAUAGGCCUAGAUGAGUUGGUGUUGAGUGUAAUGGUAGCUGAAAUGUGCAGUAUGUACGUUAGGAUGAAGAAGGUAAACUUUUCCUAAUCCAAUAGUGAACAAGUUGAUCUGGACAUGGAAUAAGGUUUUGACUUUUCUGUUUGAACACUGAAGAAGUGGAUUAAUGACAUCUCAUUACUGCUUAUAACAACUGAAAUUCAUGUAUGUCUUUCAACUGGAUUUGGUUAUUGAGAAAGAGACCCCAAUUUACAUGAGGCUUUAGACAUAAUAUUACUGGUGACAAAAGAGGGCAGGAAAUUACUUAGCUUCCAGGUGUUUAGCCUCUUAGCCUCCAUCUAAUUAAUUGAUGCAAAUGACCAAGGAACCUGCUGGGUGAAGUGAAACCAGAACAGACAGGGCUGCUAAUGAUGGUGUUGCAUGGAACCAAGCGGCCAUGACAACCGAAACAGAAGUGGCAAAAUCUGAGCCGGAGAGGUCCAUGCCUCGGUUAAAGGGCUGGCCUCAAUCCGAGCAUAGGAUGGAGGCACAAGUGAUUCCCCCCAUGGUUGAGGCUGGGGAUCUCCCCAAUGGGCCCCCUCCUGCAGGCUGGCUGGAACCCCUGGAUGACUUUGAGGAGGACGAAAAUGAUGGUGACCAGGGGUUCCACACAGGUGGUCACGAGAAAGCUGGCACAGGGAGAGACGUGUUGAAGAGGACUCAUCGGGAUGGCUUCUGGACUGUCUCCCAGCAGAAGAGGUCUCCCGCUGAGCUCGAUGAGUUGUGGGUUGACUGCCCAAAUCUGGGAAAAGGAUGGAAGAGAAAAGAGAUCUUCCGACACUCAGGGAAUAGAUCAGACACCUACUAUAUGAGUCCAGAUGGUGUCCGUCUGAGGAGUAAAGUUGCGCUUGCCAAUUACCUCACCUGCACUGACCUCCGCAGCUUUGACUUCAAGGGGGGAUUGUUCAAGACAAAAUCAAAGCAGAAACAAUUCAAUAACUCAGAGCACGGAAUCUCAUCAGGACAGACCACCCCAUCUGAAAGGUCAUCCACCCCGACUGCUCUGCCUGGAACACCCCAAAGCGUCAUCACACCCCAGCGACCAAAUUCAAAACGCAACUCUAAGCCAUCCCGACCCUCCAGCGACUUCGGCAGCCCCCCACACCUCACCCCGAUCUCCCCGCUGGUGCAACGGGCCACUCGUUCACCCUCACUCUACCCUGGAGACCUCAGCCCUGCUACCAGCCCCAGUAAACUCGCCAGCAAUGCCCUGUGGCUGCACCCUGCGCUGGAGCCAGUGAGUCCCGUUGAGAGACCCAAAAAUGAAGUGCGUUCUGGUGCACCACAUAGACAUGUCUCUAUGAAGGUUCAGCCCAGAUUCCCCUCACCUCCACUGACCCGUCACAUCAUGGAUCCAAAAAUGGUGCUCACUGCGAACAGGCAGCGUCCUGGGCUUAGCCCAGUGGUCAGCCUUGUGAGAUUGGAUUGUGCGAAGUGUCGACGUCCCUUUUCUUCAGUGGGAAAUAAGGAGCUCUGUACCUCAUGCACUCCUUUGAAUAAUAACAAUCCCAACCGGAACAUUGUCUUCAAGAAGAUUGGACAUGGCAAGUGGGUCCUUGCCAAUCCUGCAAACCUGAAAACAGAGAAGAAAGUCAAGAGCUCAGAGCAUGAAAUGAAAAUUCCUCCCUGGAAAUCCCAGAGACUGUCAGAGCUCAAAUCUAAAAAGCAUCCUCAGAACAGUGACUCUGAAGACAAUGAAGACAGAGCAGCUGAAUUUCAGGCUCAAAAGAAGCGCCAACGGCGAACGUGCUUCAAGUGUGAGGCCUGCCUUCGGACAGACUGUGGGAAAUGUGACCACUGCAAGGACAAGCCCAAGUUUGGGGGCCGCAACACAAAGAAGCAGAAGUGCCGACUUCGACAGUGUAUUUAUGAGGGUACUUUUAAGAAAUACGGUUCCAAAAGGCAGGCCAAGUAUGAGACCAAACAGCAUGAUAUGAAGCAGUACAUCCUCCCCACUAGGCCACGGUCCAAGAGGAAGCACAAGAGGCCGGUCUGGGAGGAAGACUACACAGACCCAGAUGACGAGGAGGAGAAGAAGCAGAGGAAACGAAGCGAGAGUGUGGACAGGGACGAGGAGGAGGGCAACGAAGAUGAUGAAGACUAUGGCAUGUUUGAGUUAGAACAGGUAGCUGUGAAUGAUGACAUCAGCAAUGACUAUGUCAGUGGCGCAUUGAACACUGAGGAGUCUUCGCACACAUUCCCCAUAGUCUUUCAUAACGGAAAUCUGCAGAUGGAGCUGCAGCGCAGCUAUCUCCAAACCAAUGGAUCAGAGGGGCCCAUGGUUGUGUACAGUUUCGUAGCUCCACCAGCAGGAGGUGCUGUGGGGCUCAGUGAAGACGUGCAGAUGGUGAGCAUGGACAUGGGCGCACCAGUCGAAGAGGAGCCAGUCGAAGAGGAGCCAGUAGAACCAGAAGACUUACCACCUGUUAUGUCUGGGAUCUUCAGUCUUGCCGACGGCUCGGAGCCUCUGGAGGGCACGGGCGAGCCGGAGCUGCUGCACCUGCUGGCCGCGCUGCGCUGCACUGUGCUGCCGGCCCACUGGAUGGCCGUGCUGGCCAAGGGCCCGGCGCUGCAGCUGCUUCAGUGCUCGCGCCGCUCAGCCAUGGCCGACACGGUGCUCCAGAUCGAGCCGGGCUUCCACUUCGGGCUGAGACUGCAGGGCCUGCCGCUGCCGCCGGCACACCCGGUCUACGAGCGCCAUCCGCCUCGGCUCACCACUGUCAGCGUUGUGGUGGAGCUGCUGCUGGACCUGGAGGGCCUGGCUGUGUGCCAGGGCUACCCAUGGGGCUCUGCUCUGGCUAACCAGGCCGUGCUCCGCGGGCGAGCGGCCGGCUGCCACCUGUUGGUGGAUCCCGAGGAGGAGGGUGAGAGCUGCGACAGAUGCCACCCGCCCUCGUCUGACUAACCUGUGUAGGAGGAGGAGGAGGAGGGGGGUACUUCUCCUGCUGGACUGAGGUUCUGGUUAGUUCAGAGACCAGGCAAGUCUUUGAAGGCCACUGACAGUUUGGUGCUCUCCCCGGUUGAAUUAUUGUGUCUUACAAUGAAGGAACAGUAGGCAAAGCCUCCACACCUUUCAGGAAAACCCAUAGCAAUAUGUCUGUACUUGUACAGAUACACUCUUUGCCUUUUGAUCUGUCAUCCACACUACAUGAUGGAGGGCUUGGAGCCAGGUGCAGCUGAGAUGGCAGACCUUUGGUGCUCUUCUCUACCUCUUGGGGGGGGGGGGGCGGACAUGCCUCCUUGCCUUGCUGUUGCAGGUCGAUAGGCACAGUGAUGCAACAUGGACAGGUGCUUUGUGCAGCCGAGGAAGUCCCCACAGAGAGAGGUCACCAAGGGGAAGUGGCACCAGCCUGUUUGAUCAGACCUGUAGAGCUGACAGCGUUUGGCACUUUUCCACUCUGAAAUUGGGUCCGUUGGGGUUCCCAUUGUUGUAAAAAGAGAUAAGACUCAUAUAACCUCUGAAGUUCCUCUUGGUGCUAUGGAGCAAGGACAGCUACCCAGUAUCACUGCUUCUCUGUGGAUGUCUGUGUUUUUUCAGUUCUGGAUGUCAAUGUUUUUUUUUUUUCCAGUUCUGUGGUUGAAAAGAGGUCCACUACCACUCCAGGUGCUACUAGACGAACAGUCUACUCUGUAUAACUUGGGCUUAAAGUGUUGUUUAACAUUUUAAAUAAGUUUUCCAAAUGUUUUUUUCUUUUCUUCAUAUUUUGCCAUUUUAUCACACAGUUUGUCUUGAAAAAGAUUUGAUUCGCAUUGCCAAAAAAUCAUUGUAAGACAUUUAUAAUUACCUAAUUUCCCUUCUUUAUCUUCUGUAAGUGGAAGUAAAAGCAAUUGGAUUUUUAAAAAGUCAAAUACUAUUUAAAUAUUACUGUGUUACAUUCAUACUGUUCUAAGUAUUAUUUUGCUUCACAGUUGUUGGAAGUAAAUCUAAUCUGACUAAACCAGAUUGAAAUUAUUUAGCUUUCUUGUAGAUCAACAUGUUGCAUUGACUAACAAUUCAAGGUGCUGUUUAAACUUGAGCUAAACCACUGAUGACGGAUUAUUGAUUAUGAUUAUUCUUCUCCUCUUUUCAGUUAAGUCACGUGGGAUCAUUUUUGGCUUCCUUCUUUAUAAACCUCAGAGGAUGUUUUUAAAUCAAAACAAACAAUACCAAAAUAUGUCCAUCCAUGUAAAUCGUUGUUUAUCGGUUUGCUCUGUAAGAUUGAGAAAUAUCUGCACACUGGAAUUGUUCCAACAGUUCGUCCUUCUUGUUAAGUUACUAUGUUGAAAAUAUUUUCCCCUAACUUUUGCUUUAGGAUGUCAUAGUAGUACUACAUUAUUCAAUCUAUCAGAAUCUGAAUGACUAGAUUACAUUUGGAUUGUGUGACUUGAAGUAGGAUUGUGCUCUGUAAAAUACAACAUUUGGGGAAUCAAUGUUGAUAAUGGUUCAAAAUGAUUCUAAUGUUUCUAAAUGUUUCUAUUGAAAUAUGUUCUUGUUCUACUGACAUUUUUUUCACAGAUAGCACAAUAGCACAGACAGCAAGUUUUAUUAAAGUAUGUGUGUUUUUUAAA